Messenger RNA from Carassius auratus (goldfish), 1407 nucleotides. Its product is annotated as gastrula zinc finger protein XlCGF8.2DB. Lineage: Eukaryota; Metazoa; Chordata; Actinopteri; Cypriniformes; Cyprinidae. Gene Ontology annotation, biological process: regulation of cytokine production; negative regulation of transcription by RNA polymerase II; regulation of immune system process. The transcript is spliced from 2 exons. Gene Ontology annotation, cellular component: nucleoplasm. Bases 337 to 1296 code for a protein of 319 amino acids. Gene Ontology annotation, molecular function: DNA-binding transcription repressor activity, RNA polymerase II-specific; RNA polymerase II cis-regulatory region sequence-specific DNA binding. The record is from RefSeq and is a predicted model, not a curated record.
CAGGCUGCUUAGGCUACUCUAUGGCUCCCACCAAAGCCAGAAACUGAUUUUCCUUUGUUUACAGCACCAAUGAUAACAUCGCUGUCAGUUCGUGUGAUUUUCGCUAAAAACCUGAAAAUGCUUCUUGCAUUACAUGUCGCCAUUCUGCAGUAAUGACCGUUCAUCCGUGCUGACUGAGCGUAUACUAUAGAACCAAAUUGACAAUUUGACGCGAACCGUAUGGAGUAAAUAAUGUAGCGAACUAAGAGAUAUUAACAGAAGCUUCACUUAUGUUUUUUGGCUGAAAAGGUGCAGAAACGGGUGUGAUGGCUUUUGUUCAGCUCUGAGUCAUCCGACAUGUCUCACUCUUCCAAGCCUCGAUCCCAUCCUUGUGGCCUUUGCGACAAAUCUUUUGCCCAGAUAUCCAUGCUGACCAGACACCAGCAGCUGCACACCUCUCGCCUGGUUCUACAUAAACGCUCCCAUGCUGCGGAGAAGCCUCAUACCUGCCGGCUUUGCUCCAAGACCUUCAUCUCGUCGGCUCACCUUGCCUUGCACCUGCGCUCGCACAGCGGAGAGAGGAAGUACAAAUGCAGUGUAUGUUCCAAAAUGUUCAUGCAAUCGUCCCAGCUUAUGCGCCACAAGACCAUCCACACUGGCGAGAAACCCUUCAAAUGCCCAGAUUGCAAUAAGUGCUUCGGCCGUGCCUCACACCUGAAAACCCACCGUAGGCUCCACACUGGUGAAAAACCCUUCAAAUGCACACAGUGUGAAAGGGCUUUUACGCAAAAGGCCGGACUUAUUAUACACUUGCGCUUGCACACAGGUGAGCGCCCUUUUAAGUGUGAGAAAUGUGGCAAGGCCUUCCGCACGUCAGCCCACCUGCUUAACCAUCAGGCUCUGGAGCUGGGAGAGGGAAGAUACACCUGUGCCACGUGCAACAAGGGCUUCAGGUCUGUGUCCAUGCUAAAACAACACGAGAAAAGCCACCAGGGCAGCGGGAUGCUGUGUUGUAGCGUGUGCUCGGGGGCCUUCGCUCAUUCCUCCUAUCUGCAGCUCAAACUGCACUUGCAAAACGGAGAGCAGCUUUUCCAUUGCAAGGUGUGCAACAAAAUCUUUGUGAAGAUGUCCACUUUUGAGAAACACUGCAGAAAACAUCAGACAGAGAUGGACGGAUGUGAGGACAGGGAAGUAAAAGAGGAAGACGAUCCCCCAUUUGAGCUGCAUACUGCUGUGUCCCCAACGCCUUCGACGUCAGAAGUCAACACACGCUCCAAAACAAGAGCCAAAAUUAAGAGUACAGCCGAAAGCUCUUAAGAAUUGAAAGGUAUAACAUUCACGUAAUGUCUUUCUGUAUUUGUGAUGUAUGACAUAAAAUACGCUUUCAUCUGCUCUUAGUUUUGUAAAAUAAUAAAGAUAAUUCUCUGC